Molecule: messenger RNA, 2394 nt
Organism: Brassica napus (rape)
Lineage: Eukaryota; Viridiplantae; Streptophyta; Magnoliopsida; Brassicales; Brassicaceae
Exons: 2
Coding region: 1-2394 (797 amino acids)
Biological process (GO): DNA integration
Molecular function (GO): nucleic acid binding
Source: RefSeq, a predicted model, not a curated record
AUGAAGCUGAACCUAGCAAAGUGCACAUUCGGAGUCUCUUCAGGCGAGUUCCUUGGCUACAUAGUCACGCAGCAAGGAAUCGAGGCGAACCCGAAGCAAAUAUCUGCGGUCCUGAACCUCCCAAGUCCGAAGAACAGUAGAGAAGUGCAACGGCUCACGGGCAGGAUAGCUGCUCUAAAUCAUUUCAUCUCCAGAUCCACCGACAAGUGCAUCCCCUUUUACGAUCUCUUGCGAGGAAACAAGAAGUUCAUUUGGGAUGAGAAGUGCAAGGAUGCAUUUACUCAACUCAAGCAAUACCUGACAACACCUCCAGUACUCGCUAAGCCGGAUGUCGGUGAUGUUCUAUCUCUCUAUAUUGCGGUGUCACAAGCUGCAGUCAGCAGCGUUCUGAUAAAGGAAGAAUGCGACGAACAAAAGCCCAUCUUCUACACGAGCAGACGCAUGACAGGACCAGAGAGCCGAUACCCGACUCUGGAAAAGAUGGCUUUAGCAGUUGUCGAGGCAGCAAGAAAGCUUCGACCAUAUUUCCAGUCACAUUCAGUGGAGGUACUGACUGAUCAACCUCUCCGAACGAUACUCCAAAACACCAACAGAUCUGGCAGACUCACGAAGUGGGCCAUCGAACUCGGCGAGCUCGAUAUUACCUACAAGAACCGCACAGCGGCGAAGUCCCAAGUCCUUGCGGACUUCCUGGUCGAGUUGGCCCCAGAAUUGGAACAAGAUCUUAUACUUCCAAGCUCAAACUGGACGCUGCACGUCGAUGGAUCAUCGACCAACAAGGGAGCAGGUUCCGGAGUCCAACUACAGUCCCCGACCGGAGAGCUAAUCAGGCAGUCUUUCAGCUUUGGCUUUCCCGCGUCAAACAACGAAGCAGAGUACGAAUCUCUGAUCGCCGGACUCCGCUUAGCAAAAGCCUUAAAAGCUAAACGACUAAGCGCCUAUUGCGACUCUCAAUUAGUCGCCAUUCCAAGAGGCGAAAACGUCUGCGCCGACGCCCUCGCGGCCCUUGGCAGCAAACUUCAUGAUCAAGUUAAAUGCACCAUCCCGAUACAUCGUAUCGAGAAACCAAGCAUCAAUAUAUUAACCGACCAAACACUCGUCGUUGGCCCGGUCAUCGAACCCGCUACCCCAGAUGACGACGGAUUUGGUCCUGAUUGGAGAACUAAGUUUAUCGACUACCUCUCGAAGGGAGAACUCCCAAACGAAAAAUGGGCAGCUCGCCGACUAAAAACACGCAGCGCCCAUUACGUCGUUCUUGACGAUGAACUACACCACUGGACCGCAAGUAAAGUGCUCCUAAAAUGCAUUCAUGGCGACGAGACAGCAAGGGUUAUGGCAGAGACGCACGACGGCGCUGGCGAAAAUCAUUCGGGCGGACGUGCAUUAGCAAUCAAAGUAAGAAGCUUAGGCUUUUUCUGGCCAACAAUGAACGCAGAUUGCGAGUCUUACGCGAGAAGCUGCGACAAGUGCCAACGGCACACACCUAGUAUCCAUUGUCCAACCGAAAUGUUGCGAACAACCACCGCUCCGUACCCGUUCAUGCGACGGGCAAUGGACAUCAUAGGACCACUUCCCUGUUUCCGCCAAAGACGCUUCAUCCUCGUCCUCACCGACUACUUCACCAAAUGGAUCGACGCUGAAGCAUACGCUCAAGUCACAGACAAAGAAGUCCGCGGUUUCGUCUUGAAAAAUAUUAUUUGCCGCCACGGUUUACAUUAUGAGAUCGUUACCGAUAACGGAUCACAGUUCAUGUCAGGCAAUUCCAAGGAGUUCUGUGGCAAAUGGAACAUUCGACUAAGCCCCUCCACUCCUCGUUACCCGCAAGGUAAUGGCCAGGCAGAAUCCUCCAACAAACUCAUCAUCAAUGGCAUUAAAAAGCGUCUGGAUCUGAAAAAGGGUCAUUGGGCUGACGAACUCGAUGGAGUCUUGUGGAGCCAUCGCACAACCCCGCGAGGAUCGACUAAAUCGACACUUUUCUCCCUCGCCUACGGCGUAGAAGCCAUGGCUCCUGCUGAAGUAAACGUUUCAAGCCUCCGACGUUCCAAAAUGCCUCAAUACGUCGAGCUGAACAAGGAGAUGCUACUGAAUGCCCUUGAUGAGAUAGAAGAACGACGAGGUCAAGCUCUGCUGCGCAUCCAAAAUUAUCAACAUCAGAUAGAGAGUUACUACAACAAAAAGGUCUGUGCCCGACCUCUGGAACUCGGUGACCUCGUCAUGCGCAAAGUGUUUGAGAACACUAAGGAGCUAAACGCCGGUAAACUCGGCGCCAGGUGGGAGGGACCUUACAAAAUCAUCAAAGUCGUCAAACCUGGCGCAUACCGACUUCAAACGUCGCGCGGAGAAGAAGUUCCCCGAUCAUGGAACUCGAUGCACCUACGACGUUUCUACUCGUAG